Messenger RNA from Meloidogyne enterolobii, 334 nucleotides. Lineage: Eukaryota; Metazoa; Nematoda; Chromadorea; Rhabditida; Meloidogynidae. The record is from the annotation of a GenBank genome assembly.
UAUUGGACAAUUUGUGUAGGUUAGGGAGUUUUCUAAUUGGGUAUCCACCGGUCGGCUUUGUGGGGUACGACUAUAGUUCAAGCUAGUUAUGGCUUUGCGCCUACUUGGGCAUUCCCGGCUAUGGGAGAGCUCAUCCUCUUCAAGGAUUAUUUCGGCAAAGGACCAUGCUUCUAUUCAAUUGGAUAUUGUUCGUGUUGAUCCAGUUACUGGACGUAUGAUUGAUGGAGAAGUGACACGUUAUGCUAUUUGUGGAAAGCUUCGUUUUAUGGGUGAAUCUGAUGAUUGCAUUUUACGUCUUGCUCAAAAAGAUGGAAUUAUUCCAAAUAAGAUGUAA